This is a messenger RNA of Drosophila mauritiana, 3020 nucleotides long. RefSeq names its product cohesin subunit SA-1. Gene Ontology annotation, biological process: sister chromatid cohesion. The coding region runs from base 71 to 3010 and encodes 979 amino acids. The record is from RefSeq and is a predicted model, not a curated record. NCBI's taxonomy places the organism in Eukaryota, Metazoa, Arthropoda, Insecta, Diptera, Drosophilidae. Gene Ontology annotation, molecular function: chromatin binding. Gene Ontology annotation, cellular component: nucleus; cohesin complex; chromatin. The transcript has 6 exons.
UUCCUUUUUCCGAAUUGUGAGCCACGCGAACGUGUUAGCAUAUUUUUAAUCCUUUAAUUUGUGCGUGAAAAUGAGUGAUGUAUCUUUUGAAGACGCUGUUAAUGACUCUCAAGCUUGUGAUCAGAUGGAUUUUGAGACACGUGAAGAGUCCAGCAAUGCCCAAAACGAUGAGCCAGUGUGUGGCGAUGGGACAGCCGGUGAUGCUAUCGAGGAGCACGCUACGAAGAUGUCGUUGCUGCAAAUGAUCCUCCCCAGAAAACGAUUAAGUGUUUCAAAUAGCCGUAUUGGCCAAAAUUGCCCUAUUGAGAGUCUGGCCAAAGGUUGGGGUGAAUUUUACUUGGACAGCCCCACAGCAGCCUUGGUUUCUCUGCUGCAGUUUGUGGUGGAGGCCAGUGGAAGUCAUUACCAGAUUCCGGAGGAUACUUCACUGCCAUUUAGCUACAGUGACAUCCUCUCCAACAGCUCAUCGCAUUUAUCCAAUACCUACAUAUAUCCUCUGACUAGAAAGCCCGCCGACGUCUUUGUGAACCAGGUGGGCAGCUUUUUGAAUGCUCUGCUGAUGGUCGCCAGUGAAUUUCCCUCUGACUCCUACCGAUUGUUUCUGGACCAGCUCACGAAUUUUGUAAUGGCCUGCUCGGAGUCUAGUAUUCGUACUUUUCGCCACACCGGCACCAUGAUAGGUUUGAAAAUAAUGACCAUAUUAAGCGAUCUGAAAUCCUUAAACGAUGAAAUGACGAUGACCGUGUGGAUGCGGAUGUUCAACAGCAUGUUUGCAGUUCGUAGCCGGGACGUAGUGAACGACAUACGGCUCCUCUGUAUCUCCGAACUUGGCCAGUGGUUCGCCAAUUAUCCGCAUUGCUAUCUUCAGCCAACUAGCCUCCGUAUUUUCUACGAAGCUUUGAAUGAUGGCUGUGGUGACGUGAUUCAGUGCAGCUUGGAUAAUAUUUCAGUUCUGUGCCGCAACGAUGGCCUUCUUUCGCAGAGUUUGGCAUUAACCACUGAAUUCCGGGAGAUCUUAGUUGAAUGUUGCGUGGGCAAGGAGGAUGCAAUAGCUGAGAAAUCCGUGCAGUUCCUUACCCAUUUCUACGUACUUUCCGCAGAAAUUCUAAGUGACUACGAUUGCCGGGUGCUGGAGCAGCUAAUAAUGGCCGCAAAUCGGGGUUUGGCUCAAGCAGCGGCAGAUCUGUUUAUACUGCGCAGAAACGGGUUGGAAGGCGAAUCAUUUUGCCAAAGAAUACAGCAUCUUCUGCAGUUAUUCGUUGAUAGUGGGCACGAACAGGCUGACUAUUUGGUGGACUCCUUAAUCGACAACUGUGAAUUGGUUCUGGACUGGAAGCCCAUGAUAGCGGUGCUGCUGGAGAAUCCUAAAUCCCACGAACUUAGCGAUAUUUAUUGCUCCUCAUUGAUUGCAAUCCUCUUAGCAGGAGUGAAGCAGGCCACCACUGGCGAGAUACCGCCCGGAAGAUAUACCAAGGAUCUGAGAAGGGAGCCGAGGCCCUCUCUUGGGCGCCAGGCCACCAAUUGGCUGGCACCCGUUCUGUCCGAACUUCUUCGAACGUACGCCAACAGUUUGGAAGAUACAGAAAGACUUCUGGAACUGCCGAAAUACUUCUGCUUCGACUACUACCACGAGGGGAAUAGAAUGGGGCAGCUUAAUGAACUGGUUGAGCAUUUCGAGCUCAUAAUAUUCGGCCAGACAAGCACCUCUGUGCUGGAAAGCACAGUGCAAACUCUGGCGUUGCUAAACCGCAUGAUCCCGAACUCGCUUACUAAGCAAUUGCUCAACGGCGCGGUGACCAACUACAAGAUGGCCUGGCAAAGGACGCAGGACACGAGCCCAUCAAAAAGGACCCAAAACGGGGCCAACAGACUGCUGGCCACUCUGAGAUUAGUUACAGUCCUAAGCGGGCAUUUCAAUCUCAGUGAAUGGGACUUGACGGAGCCGCUUCUCUUCAGCCUAAAGAAGUUCCUUAGGCAGCGCAUGUUGCCGAACGGAGAUGUCCUUCCGCCGGAGGCAUUCUCGCUCUAUCUGAAGGCAUGUUUCUGCUGCCUAUGCUGGGACAUGGAAAACUUGGAGGGAACGGCCCUUAACAACGUGGACAUGGAUGAGUAUUGCGCUGUUCUGCACCAGAACCUGGAAGACUACCUAUAUGUGACCUUUUCUUUGGUUGGCAAGAGCAGCACCGAGCCCCUGGCAUAUCAUGGCUUUUCAUAUAUUUGCGAUCUGUUUGUGUUGCAUGGAAACCUCUGUGGAAGUUCGAAUCCCUCGAUACGUUCAGUGGCGCACGCACCGUCUGGUAAUGAGGUGGACAUUCUGGAGGACUUCCUCAUGGAACACUUCCUUGAGCUAAGUCCUUCGGAUCUUAUGCAAGAAACUAACGCGGAACAGCUGCAGAGGAUUCGUUCCAUCCUCACCAGCUACCUGAAAGUGGUGUGCCUAGGUGUUGUGCCCACAAUGAGAGCCUCAAAGUUCUAUGAGUAUUACGUAAAGUACCACGCUCCCUUCGGCGACGUCUUGAGAUGCUCCAUGGAACUCGCACUGCAACGAAAUCCCAUUCACUUCGCAAUGACCAUGUUGCACACAUGCCUGCUGCUUUAUGCUAAGGCAUUCCCGGAUGAUACUCGCCAAGCAGCUGAACAAAGAGCUUUGAAGCCAGCAGAGUUCUCCGAGCUAAUGGCGGUGGCCAAUCGUUUGGCAAAAAUACUGAUUUCCCAUCCCGUGGAGCAUCGCGAGUGCGUGAUCGUUUUUCACAGAUCUGGCAUUAUGUUCGUCUUUGAAUCGGCUCAGAAACAACCUACGGAGGCCACUAAAAAGUUGCCUUUCCUGCGUGUCCUCAAGGUGUUUGUUCCGCUCCUUCUGGUCCAGGACAAAAGUAGCAUUCUACAUUUUUUCGAGCGCUAUGAGCAGCUAGUAUUACCUGCGUGCAACAGAAAUGAUAUAGCACAUUUGAAGAAAUAUCGAAACGCCUUGAGUCCUCGAAAAAUAAAAACUUAUUCUCAGGCAACUUGAAGGAAAGAAC